AAUUCCAUUCCAAAACCAACAACGUUACAUUCCUCUCUCUCUCUCUCUCUCUCUCUCCUCACAAAAACCAAUCUCUAUACAUAUACUCCAUCAUUUCCCUUCAACCGUAACCAUUCCACUCUCUCUCUCUCUCUCUAAAACCAUGGACACAUCCACCAAAAAAACCCCACACUUGACACUCCUCAUCUCCACCCUCCUCCUCCUCCACAUCACCGCCGUAACCUCCAUCGGCGUCAACUACGGCGCCAUGGGCGACAACCUCCCCCCACCACUCCAAGUCGCCCAAUUCAUCAAGACCCAAACCACCAUCGACCGGGUCAAGAUCUUCGACAUGAACCCGGACAUCAUCCGCGCCUUCGCCGGCACCAACAUCCCCCUCUCCGUCACCAUCCCCAACGGCCUCAUCCCCGUCCUUUCCAACCUCACCGCCGCCCGCCAGUGGGUCGGGUCUAACAUCCGACCCUUCUACCCCUCCACGAGAUUCGAGUACAUCCUCGUAGGCUCCGAGGUCCUCCACUGGGGCGACGCCGCCAUGGUCAACAACCUCGUCCCCGCCAUGAGAUCCAUCCACCACGCGCUCCUGAAAUCCAAUUUCACCGCCAUCAAAGUCACCACCCCGCAUUCCCUCGGCAUUUUGAACAGCUCGCGGCCGCCCAGCUCCGCAAGCUUCCAGUUCGGUUGGCAGAAGUACUUCUUAACCCCUAUGCUUGAAUUCCACCGCGAAGCCAAGUCCCCCUUCAUGGUGAACCCGUACCCGUACUUCGCGUGGAACCCGAAGGACAACAACUUCGCGUUGUUCAAACCUAACCCGGGGCUUUUCGAUCGGGCGACGGGCAAGAACUACACGGACGCUUACGACCUGUUGCUGGACGCGGUGUACAUGUCGAUGAAGAAGCUGGGGUUCGGGGACGUGGAGAUAGCGGUGGGCGAGACCGGGUGGCCGUCGGCGGGGGAUCCGGGGAUGUGGUGGUGUACGGUGGAGAAUGCGCGGUGGCAUAACUUGAACGUGGCGAGGAAGGCCGGGUCGGGGGUGGGGACGCCGUUGAUGCCGGGGAGGAAGUUCGAGACGUUUUUGUUCUCGCUGUUCAAUGAGAAUCUGAAGCCGGGGGCGGCGGAUGAGAGGAAUUUCGGGUUGUUUCGGCCGGAUUUCUCGGCGGUUUAUGACAUCGGGAUUAUGCGACAGUCUCAGCCUGGUGGCGGUGGUAGUGUGGCGCCAGCACCGGUUACUCCCACAUCAGGAAAGGAGUGGUGUGUGCCAAAGUCAGGAGCUACCGAAGCCUCAUUGCAGGCAAACAUUAACUGGGCGUGCACUGAUGGAGGAGUAGAUUGCAGUGCCAUUAAAGCCGGCGGGGCGUGCUUCAACCCUAACACUGUCAAGUCCCACGCCGCAUACAUCAUGAACGCUUACUAUCAGGCAAAGGGUCACCAGGAUUUCAACUGCGACUUCUCUGGCACCGGUUCUGUGACGACCUCUGACCCAAGUUAUGGUGCAUGUAAAUACACGGCUUGAGUCUGGAAGCAGGUACUCAUAUAUUGGGGAGACUAAUCCGGGCGUGCUUUUUUGCGUGGACAGGGAAGUAGAAAGAACCGAUUUUAACCGGUAUCCCGGGAGCGGGCAUUGUUUGAUUUCCUUUUGUUGCUCGAAGAAUUUGCAUCGUAGCGUCUUAGGGUUAAGUAAUUAGAAUGUAUUUCCCGUUGUUCAUGGUACUGCCAUUGCAGCUAUUCUAUCUUAAUGUUAACCAUUUUUGCUA
Messenger RNA from Rhododendron vialii, 1751 nucleotides. RefSeq names its product glucan endo-1,3-beta-glucosidase-like. Gene Ontology annotation, molecular function: hydrolase activity, hydrolyzing O-glycosyl compounds. The record is from RefSeq and is a predicted model, not a curated record. The transcript has 3 exons. The coding region runs from base 143 to 1510 and encodes 455 amino acids. Lineage: Eukaryota; Viridiplantae; Streptophyta; Magnoliopsida; Ericales; Ericaceae. Gene Ontology annotation, biological process: carbohydrate metabolic process. Gene Ontology annotation, cellular component: plasma membrane.